Xenia sp. Carnegie-2017 is the source of this 840-nucleotide messenger RNA. RefSeq lists its product as uncharacterized. Gene Ontology annotation, molecular function: protein binding. Bases 1 to 840 code for a protein of 279 amino acids. The transcript has a single exon. NCBI's taxonomy places the organism in Eukaryota, Metazoa, Cnidaria, Anthozoa, Malacalcyonacea, Xeniidae. The record is from RefSeq and is a predicted model, not a curated record.
AUGUCCGAGGAAGAUCUGAACCUUUUUGCCGCAGGAUUUAGCGCAAUUCUCGGAUUUCAUGUUGUUCAUAGCCCUGCUGGCCACGGACUACCGAAACUUUCUAUUCAUGAACUGUUUUACUGUACAUACGUAACGCAAUUGCUCGAAAAUAUGCCUCCCAAAAACCUGUUUAAUGUUCACAUAAAAAGGAUAACAGGAUCGACAACAACUAUUCAAGUUACUAAAGACCACAAAAUUGGUGAAGUAAAAGCAGCAGUUGAAAUAAAAACUAAAAUCCCAGCUCGUGAUCAACAGCUUAUGUUCAAUAAAUCUCGUUUGCAAGACCACCACACAAUCGCCGAACUCGGAGUCCAACCGUCUGGAACAAUAUUUCUUCUUAUUCGCGCCAAAGAAGGAGGACCUGACAUUCAGUUGUAUCACAGCGACUUGGACCCAAGAUACAACUGUGAUUUUACGAGCGCGUCUGAUGAUGGGAAGGUAUACAUGAGAGGAGGAAAGCAAUGCAAACGCCCUUAUGGAUGGAAUAGAUAUGCGGUUAAAGUCCUCGGAAUUUACGAUUCCGAGGAAUGGCUUGGAGCAGACGGUAUGAGAACAGAACAAGCGCAAGGUGAAUGGCCUGUUUCUUAUCAUGGCACGAAAUUACAAGCAGCUAUUUUGAAAGCAGGGUACGCUAUUGGACAGAAAGAACGCCAUUUUGAAGGCGUUUACUCAAGUCCAAAUGUAAAUACUGCUGCUACGUAUGCUCAUGAAUUCACGCACAAUGGUUGUCAGAGGAAAAUCGUUCUGCAAAACCGUGUUAAUCCUGCCGCGGGUCGUCUUGAGAUCAUCCCUGCUAACUAA